UGUGGACUCACUGGUCGGUUUUCCUGAGCAAAUGGCUGACAAGUUGUUCUCGGCCGCUGAAGAGAGACACAAAUUCACUGAGCCCCAUACUGCACCCAGAGCACUGCAGGUCUUCUGUGAGGCCUAUGGAGAACUAGUGCUGAGAUCCCUGUGUUUGAGAAACAGGAAUCUUAUGAUAUCCGAAAGGCUGGAAGAGAUCAGACAGUUUCAGAGUCUGGAGUGCCUGGACCUCUAUGGAUGUAGAUUAGGUGACAACCAUGAGGUUUUUAAAUACAUAACCUCUGAAGCCCUGGCUAGUCUUGUGAAGCUUUUCAUAGGUGCAAACUGCCUUUCUGAUGCAGGACUGCAGAGACUGACCGCGCCGGUGAGGGUGAUGAAGAAAGGUCUAGAAAAUCUGCAGCUUUUGGAACUCUCUG
This is a messenger RNA of Sinocyclocheilus anshuiensis, 416 nucleotides long. RefSeq names its product leucine-rich repeat-containing protein 42-like. The annotation marks the transcript as partial. The transcript has 3 exons. The record is from RefSeq and is a predicted model, not a curated record. NCBI's taxonomy places the organism in Eukaryota, Metazoa, Chordata, Actinopteri, Cypriniformes, Cyprinidae.